Myripristis murdjan (pinecone soldierfish) is the source of this 2332-nucleotide messenger RNA. RefSeq names its product docking protein 2 (gene dok2). The transcript is spliced from 8 exons. The coding region runs from base 38 to 1825 and encodes 595 amino acids. Gene Ontology annotation, cellular component: cytoplasm. Gene Ontology annotation, biological process: cell surface receptor protein tyrosine kinase signaling pathway; Ras protein signal transduction; positive regulation of MAPK cascade. The record is from RefSeq and is a predicted model, not a curated record. Lineage: Eukaryota; Metazoa; Chordata; Actinopteri; Holocentriformes; Holocentridae.
AGCAGGAGCAGGAGGAGGAGCAGGAGGAGGAGGCGCCAUGGAGGAGGACAUCAGGAAGCAGGGGAUGGUGUACCUGCAGCAGCAGAGGUUUGGGAAGAAGUGGAAGCGGGUGUGGUGCGUCCUGUACAGAGAAAGCUCCUGUUCGAUUUCCCGUCUGGAGUUUUUUGAGUGUAAAGAAACAGGAACUCUGGAGAAGAACGACAAGACGCUGCGCAAGCAGCAGGAGCACAAGAAGGUGAUCCGUCUGGCCGACUGUAUCCGGGUGACGGAGGUGGAGGUGGACGGCUGUCCCAGAGACACCGGGCCCUUCCUCAUAGAGACCACAGAGAAGAUCUACGUGUUCGCUGCAGACAGACAGCAGCUGGACGACUGGACACACAAACUGUGUGAGAUAGCCUUCCCUAUGAGCUGGGCAGAGCGUGGAGGGAAGCGAGCCAGUCUGCACAGAGGAAACAGGGUGGAUGAGGACGAAGGCAUGGAGGACAACUCACUGUACAGCGGCAGAGAGACAGUGCGGGACUUCAGAGUGUGUGUUCGCAGGACGGAGGCGUCGGACCGCUGCAGGCUGAAAGGUGUGUGUGUGCUGCGGACCGACACCGAGGCGCUGCUGCUGCUGCAGCCCAAGAGCGGAGAGGUGGUGUUCAGCUGGCCGUACCGCUUCCUGCGCCGCUUCGGCCGCGACAAGUCGACCUUCUCGUUCGAGGCGGGACGUCGCUGUGACUCAGGAGAGGGAAGCUUCGAGUUCGACACCAAGCAGGGAAACGUUUUGUUCCAGGCCGUCGAAGCCGCCAUCAACCUGCAGCGCAUCGCCUUCCCCCACCGGCAGACCUCUGGGGGGGGGCAGGACGGCCCGGAGACCCCCCCGCCCCUGAGCCAGAGCCGGAGCCAGCAGCUGCCCCAGCCCCGCGGUCAGCUCCCACAACCCCCCACUCAGGCAGAGGAGGCCGUGUACAGCAUGGUGAAGGACGCCCCGAGUCUCCAGCUGCUUCAUCCCAAAGACAGAGAGAAAGAGAGCUGCUCGCCUCCGCUGCAGCAGCGCCACCUGCAGUCUCGUUUGGAGCCUCCGGUUGACAAGGCGUUGACAGGAGUGAAGAGUUUGAACCUGGACACUCGAGGACAUCCUGCUCCACGUAAGAACCAGGUGAAGAUGAUCUCCAGCUGCCCUCUUCCCCACAGCGGCUCCGACCCAGACCUGAGCGCCAGCCCCGCCCUCAACCCCCGCCUCAGCCCCAAACUGAGCGCCAACGCCAACCAGACGUACUCCGAGAUCACCCUGCCCGGCGCCGCCCCCCUGCCCUCGCAGGAGCCUGAGUACUCGCUCCCGUUCGACACCAUCGCCAAGAGCGUCAUAUCCGACAUCCUGAAGUCCCAUCAGGCGCUCGGGCUGGAGGGGGCGGAGUCAGGCGCUGACCCGCUCUACGACAGCAUUGACGAAUCGCAGAUCAGGGCCGUCCUCCAAGGCCGAGCCGCCGGCGCCUCCAGGGAGACCUACAGGAAGGCGGACCACAUCUACGACGAGCCCGAGGGCUGCGCCGCCCCCGCUGGACAGAAGCCAUCGGUUCUCCCCUCGGUUUACGACGACCCCACAGAGAUGAAAGGUAACGCCUGGAGGAUUAUGGGAACUGUAGCGGACCCUAAAGGUCACGAGUACCCAUACAACCCCCGGGUGGACGACUACGCUGUGCCCAAGAAACCUCAGAGGGCAUUUCCUCCUCAGAAAAUCACCAACAAAGAAGAAAAGGAGGAGGAGAGGGAGGAAGAGGAGGAAGAGGAGGAGGAAGAGGAGGGUUCACCAUACGAUAACGUGAUGGUGAAGACGAUGUAGAAGAAAUGAGGACAAACACACACACACACACACACACACACACACACACACAGACACACUGAAUGCUAGCUAGAUGCUGUCUUCAUAGCUUCACCUCACCCAGCAGGAGUUUGGAGAAAUCCUUGAACAAGACGUUGCUGGGGCAACAGCAGCUCUGAUUGGCUGUCAGUUUGAAGGAAAAUUCUCCCACAAUCCCCCUGUGGAAACUCCAGGUGCUUCAGGUUUGUUUUUCUGCCCAGGUGGAGCAAGUUUCCACUGUUAGCUUCGCCACGAGGCAGCUACUCCGCUGAGAAAAUUCCACUGAUUCUAAAAACUCUUUCAAAUGAAAAAUGAACAUUGAGCAGCGAUAAUUUCAGCUGCUGCAGAGUGUCAAGGUUUAUUUGGCGAGCUAGCUCAGGUAGCAUCUCUGUAGCUCCUGAUGAUCGGGAAAGGUCACAGGUCACACAGGUUACAGAGGAGAACCGCGUCCAUGUUUUGAAACUCACUGAAAUUAUUUCCAUAAAUUUG